AUGAAAGAAAAAACAGGAAAAAACUAUAAAAGAAAACAACUUAAAAACAAAUGGGAUAUUAUGAAAAAAGAAUGGAAGCUUUAUGACCGUUUAAUGAGGAUUGAAAUUGGAAUUAGUGGGACAAGAAGUUUAAUAGACGCCUCGCCUGAGUGGUCGGAGGAGAAAAUAAAGGAGAAUAAAGAAUAUGCCAAAUUUAGGGACACAUAUUUGAGCAUAUUUGACAUGAAAUACGCUAUUUUGUUUCGGGAUUCUGUUGCUGUUGGAGAUAAGACUAUGACUCCGUUACAAUUUCAAAACACCGAAGAGAAUAUGGAGGGCGAAGGAGAUAGUGAUCAAAUCAAUUUAGAUGACGAUGAGACUCUUUUUCCUAGUUUCCCUGAAAGUAGUUCAAGUAAAAGGAAGAAGUCUAAGAAUGUUUCCAACAGUCGUUCAACCAAGAGUAAAACUUCAAUCUACGAGGAAAAAGUAGAUGCUUUAUUAGAUGCCAUAUCAACAAAAAGUACACAAACUUUUCCUCAAAAUAAUCUCUCCCCAACAAUAGCAGAUUGCAUGACCGUUGUCAUCAAGUUUCCCGGUUUCGUUGAAGGUUCCCAAGAGUAUUCACAAGCAUUGCUUGUCUUCACCAAAAAACAAAAUCGUGAAGCUUUUAUGUUUCCAACUAGUGAGGAUGCAAAGAUGGAGUUUCUUAAGAUGGAUAGUGAUGAUUCUAAUUCUUCUGACAAUAAUGAGGAAUGUUGGGUGGAAGAGGAUAGAGAAUUUGAAAUGUUAAGUGGGUUAGCUCUGAAAGGGAUAAUACUAGCUUGUAAGAUACGUAGGCCAUAUCACACUUCAGCCCGCACCGGUCACAUAUUUAUUAAUGAAGUAUUAAAUGGUCAUCCUAGACGGUGUUACGAGAUGUUUAGACUGCAUGUACCGGUUUUUAGACAAUUAUGCAUAGAUCUUGCUACAAAUUACGGACUUCAACAAACACGGAAUAUAUCUGUUCAGGAGUCGGUAGGAAUAUUCUUGAUGGCUUUGUCCCAUGGAUGUAGCAAUAGAUUUGUGCAAGAAUUUUUUAAUCAUUUUGGGGAAACGAUUCAUAGGCAUUUCCAUACAGUUUUGGCAGCUGUUUUUAAGAUGAGUGCCGACAUCAUCAGGCCAGCCGCCAACUAUAAUGAUGAAGUUCCCGAAUAUACAUUAAACAACCCUCGAUAUUAUCCAAUGUUCAAGGAUUGCAUUGGCGCUAUAGAUGGGACACACGUUAGGGCAUCCGUUCGACAACAUGAGGAAGCGAAAUACGUUGGUCGAAAGGGAUAUGCUACACAAAAUAUAAUGGUUGUUUGUGAUUUUAACAUGUGUUUCACAUUUGUGUGGGCCGGAUGGGAAGGGACUGCAUAUGACACAAGAAUUUUUAAUGAAGCAUUACAGAGACCGGAUCUUCAUUUUCCGUUUCCAACGGGUGAUAAAUAUUAUGUUGUUGAUGCUAGAUACCAAAAUACCAGAGGGUAUCUUGCUCCAUAUAAAGGAACUAAUAUUCGUUAUCAUUUACCGGAUUUUCGACGUGGACAUACUGCUGCUAUACGUGAACCUCGUGGACCGAAAGAGAAAUUUAACUUUUACCAUUCAUCAUUGCGAAAUAUCAUUGAACGGACUUUUGGAGUAUGGAAAGCUAGGUGGACGUUAUUAAGAGAUAUGCAUGUCAAUUACAAGUACGAGCACCAAGUGAGUAUUGUGAUUGCAUCGAUGGCAAUCCAUAACUAUAUUAGAAAGACCGGUAGGUUUGAUGAAGCAUUUAAUAGGGCACAACAAGAAUCCUACAUUCCUGCACACAAUCGCACUAGUAGUGAAGGUGACGAAGAAGGUCCAAAUACACAUCGUAUGAGUAAUGAUAGCUCGUAUAUGGCAGCGAUACGAGAUAUUGUUGCGCACGAUAUAAUGGAAUUUCGGAGAUGA
Messenger RNA from Lactuca saligna, 1932 nucleotides. NCBI's taxonomy places the organism in Eukaryota, Viridiplantae, Streptophyta, Magnoliopsida, Asterales, Asteraceae. The record is from the annotation of a GenBank genome assembly.